This is a messenger RNA of Porites lobata, 6903 nucleotides long. NCBI's taxonomy places the organism in Eukaryota, Metazoa, Cnidaria, Anthozoa, Scleractinia, Poritidae. The record is from the annotation of a GenBank genome assembly.
AUGUUGAUUGGACAAGAUCGCUCCGGAAAAACCAGUUUGAAGAAUUCUCUGAUGGGAAAACCCUUCAACCCAGACGAAGACAGCACAGUGGGGAUAGAUGUUGGACCCUCACAUUUCAAAGUCUCAACUGAAAUGUGUAUUCCGGGAAAGAAUACAGUGAACAAUCAAACAGCGAAUGAUCUAGAAGUCCUCUCUUUUGAGGACCACAUGGCUCGUUUAUUCGUUAAAAAUUUAAAAGAAAAAGAGGAAGGUACAAAGGCUACGCUAUAUGGAAAGAGUGAGUCAAAGAUGGAAAAGCCAUUGAAUGAGGCCCAAAUUGCAUCAAGUGUGGCAUCACAAAGUGAACGAGUAUCUGUUCAACAGUCUGGUGCACAUACUCCAGCUCGCAAAGAAGAAAAACACUCUUUGAAAGCCUCAGUCAAGAUUCCACAUGAGGUAGCAGAGAGGAUAAAACACUUACUACGGGAAGGUGAGAAUGAGACAGUUGGAGAUGAUGUCGAAACGUAUUCGGUUGUUUGGGAUUUUGCUGGACAACCUGUCUACUAUGCGACGCAUCCACUUUUCCUCACACAGAAAGCAAUUUACCUGUUAGUUUUUGACCUCAGCCGAGACCUUCAUGAAAGAGCUAAACCCAUCAUAAAGCAAGGAAUGCACAGCAAGAUUUUAGACAACCACGACGGUAAAACUAACUUGGACUAUCUUGACUUCUGGAUGACAUGGGUUGCGUCCGUAGCCAAUCAAGAUGAAAAACAACGCGUACGUUUUGGUCAGUCACCGGUGAAUAUUCCCCCUGUGUUUCUUAUUUGCACUCAUGCUGAUGAUCCUUGUGGUGAGGCCGAUCCAUUUGUGCUAGCGCGUGAGGUAUUUGGUUCUUUACAGACCAAACCAUACAAAGACCACUUGUAUAAAGACGUGUUUGUCGUGGAUAACACAAAGUCAGGAAGUAAAUUAGAAUGUUUAGAAAUUAAGCGCGUGUGGGAAAACGUCCUUGCUGUUGCUAAGGAGUUACCACAGAUGAACAAAGACUACCCGAUAAAGUGGCUAAGAUUUGAAAAGGUUCUUCAAAUCAUGGUGAAAGAUGGGAAAAAGUGGAUUUCUCUGGAAGAUACAAAAACGAUUGCGUCCAAACUAUGCAACAUUGAUAAUGAUUGGGAAUUUACAACAAUGAUGAACUUUCUGCAUGACCAGAGAAUCCUGAUUCAUUUUGACAAUUCUCCCCUUUUGAAUAAUAUGGUGAUAUUGGACCCUCAAUGGUUAGUCCAAUUGUUUACGUCGGUGAUAUCAGUUAAACCCGGGCCCUAUGACGGAGAAGAAGAAAGAGAAUUGUGGAGUAAGCUUCAGACAGAAGGCAUCCUAGAGUAUAAACUUUUAGAACAGGUGUGGGUUCCUUUAUUAAUUCAAAAAGAAAUCUUUCAGAGCCUUCUUGAAAUCAUGGAGAAAUUCAGCUUGCUCUGCCCUUGGCCUUCAUCAGAUGCUUCAUGUGGCAAGCAGUAUCUCGUGCCCUCCAUGCUCAUGUGGCAUCCACUAAAGAAUAUUCAUAAGUUGGUCGCCUCUGCGCGAAUUCCUUCCUUGUUUAUCAAGUUCGAAUCCGGGCAAGUUCCCCCAGGCUUUUUUCCCCGACUCGUGUUGCAGUUCUUUCAGUGGGGCCAAGACGAAUUUUGGAGUACAGACAAUCCUCUGUUACACGCCAAUUUUGCGAGGUUUUAUACCUCUGCAGAUGACGACUGCUCUGUAAUUCUUGUGUGCUAUUUAUCUUGUAUUGAAGUUGCAGUUCACAGAGGAAAUCUCAGAGCAAACCCAACCGAGUGUUUACAAUCCGAGAUGAACCUUUCUGCAGCUCCCAACUAUGAUGGAUUUGAAGUGGCUUGUGCUCGUGCCGUGCGCAGACAACUGGGGCUGAUGCUUGAAUGCAUGCGAAAAGAAUUCUUCUGGUUUAAGAACAUGAAGUAUAAAUUAGGUGUGAUUUGCUCCGUCUGCUGUCAAGAACGUAAAGCGAGUUACUACUGCAAACAUCACAAGCAGUGGUCGUGUGAGAAAGAGGAAUGUCUGCACUUUCUGUUUGAGUCGGAUUUGUGUGGCGCUAAAGAGUUCAUCAGGUGUCGCAGGUGUUGUACUGCAGAAAACGACAAAGUCCACGUCAAACGGUUUGCACCUUGGUUUAAGAUUUCAAAUGAACAGGUGAAUACACUAACAUGCGGUAAAUUACCAUAACACAUGUACAACCAAUCCAGGCGAUCCCACACAGUCAGUCGUUGGAUUCCCAUACUCCCUCGCUUUGUAAUUUAUAGUCUCAGUGUUUUCUCACCAAAGUGGUGGCAGCAAACCUAUUACACCAUUCCGGAUAACUUUUGCGCCAACACGAAAAACAUACCAGAUAAGGCUUCUACUGUCACACAAGAACGCUGAACUAGUAAGGCUAUGUUGACACUGUCGCAGAUAGCUUUUGCGCCGGCACGACAACCAUACCGGACAGGGCUUCUGUUCACACAUUAGAACAGUGAUUUAAGUGCGAUUUCUGAAACGGAACGAAUCUUGAACUCGGAUCGUCACAUAUCGGAUGUGUCCCCCACUCAUCGUCGCAGUGUUAACAGGUAUUUGGACCGUAGCGAUAGUAAAUGAGCAAGACCGAGGACUGGAACCCAUUGAGACGGAAGUAAUUAUUCAGAAGAGAGGAUUGGGAUUUAGUGCACCAAUCUCUCUCUGUGAACCGCUCCAUUGGUAUGUUCGAUGUGUGUGAACGACUUGUUCCAGUUCUGUGCCGUUCCCGUUCGUACUGUAACGGAUAGCUUCAAUCUUAUGCCCGGCGUAGUCAAUCGAACGUUCGGUAAUCGAACCCAAUCGAACUCCAGUCGUUCGAUUGACUUCGAUUGGGUUCGGCAAUCGAACGCAAUCAAACUCACCCAAAAAUUUGGCCAAUCGAAGAUAAUCGAACACUGCAUUCAAAAAUCGAACAUAAAAGCAGUUUCAUUUGCUUUCAAACAAGGUGUUGCGUUGAAAUAAUUUAUGUAUUGGCUUCAAUUUCAAACACCAGUACGCAAAGAUGUCAUAGAGGGAAAACGCGAAACAAACAAUUUUCGAAGCGAUGGUUAAAGGCUAUGAUUAGUGCUGUUUCGCCGUCGGUGUCGGUGAAAAGUUUCUUAUUAAAAAGAAAAAGGGAGAUCCAGUUCUGAAGGUAACUGAGGAUUGACGCGGCCAACUUGAACAUUUUCAACGUGAACUGAUGCCUGUGCUUGCAUGUUUCCCAGUAUUAAUUGAAUUUAUCGAUUUUGAAUCACUUAAACAAUACAGAUUUUAGUUAAUUCCGGGUUAAUUGAAAUAUUUUUGUUUUCAAACUGCUCCAAAUACACACUAGAGGGAGCUCUUCCGAUUCAAUUGACUGGAUGCGUUUAGUCUUUCUGCCAAACAAAAUCGAAUUAAUCGCGUCGAUUGAGUUCGAUUGGUUCGAUUGAGUUCGGUAAUCGAACUCACCAAAAAGUUCCAGUUAGAUUGCCGAACCAAUCGAACAGCAGUCCGACCGAUUGGGUUCCAUUUCGUUCGAUUGACUACGCCGGGCUUAUGUCGCCACGAAAAGCUCGAGUAGAGUAGAAAUAGCCUCGCAUACACAAGCUAAGCGAGAAUCCCGUGGGUGUCCACUAAAUGUAGUUUCAACGUAGUCUAAAUACCCUGUUUUUGAAGACCCGAGGAAUUCACUGUACUCAUAUUUGCUGGUAUCAACUAGAUGAUGACCAUUUGUUGAUCACCUUUUCUAAACAUCACAUGUAAAGAAAAAAAUUUUGCUUCAAAAGUAGUUCAGUUAUAUGAUUGAACAUUUCACUUUACCAAAACGACAUGUGAGGUCUCCACUCAGCCAUGACUCAGCUUCCAGUAAUUAACCUAGUUAUUAAAUUUUCUUUUAAUACAUGCCCCCUUCCCCUUAACGAGUCCAUAAAGUAACUUUGGUCCAUGAGAUAGUUUCCCCUGGGCAUUUUCAAUCAACCCUCUUUCAUUCUCUCUUCGAAUUCGUUGUAUAUUACAGCCUGUUACUGAUGAAAGUGAGCAAAGACUUCUAGCUUCUGGGGGAGGUAAGACUGUCACAGUAAGGUAGGUGAAUAAGGUAACUGAGUGAACUAGGUUAAUGCGGGUAAGUGAAAGUGUUGCGACAAAAAUGGUCGUCUUUUGGAAAUCUCUAACUCACUGUUUUCUUUAGCCACUUCUAGCCUUCCCUAAAAGUAGUGUGUACCCGAAACAUAUGGUAGCCUUCGAAAUGACUAUAAUCUCCUGGACAAACUACUUGAUAAGCACUACAACAAGCCAAACAUGAAUUUGUAAAAGAAACCUGAAUUUCCUUUACAGGAAUUGAUGAAAAAGUGCUUGCACUAUCAAGCCAGGCCAUACAAACACUUAUGUCACAAACGUGUGACUCCAGGAAAGUUGUACUUCAACUGGCCAACUGCUUGCAACUGGAUGAAGUUUCCUUAGCGCAGCCAAACUCUGAGACCAAGCGAUUGAUCCGUUGGGUUGCAAAUAAAGCAAAACAGUCCAACAGGCUCGACGUGGUCAGGGAACUGAGAGAUGUUACACCAGCUGGAACUACAGGUGAGUUUAAUGCGGUUGCUUUUGUACGUAUUAACGUUUAUUUAAGUACAAAAAUGGCAAAAAUGUACUCGCUUAAUGAAAUAUGGUUCAUGAGCAACAGACUGCUCAGGGUGGAAGAAAAGAUGGUAGAGCAUGCGGGAUAAAGAAGAACAGAUCCUGCACACCUCGAGAUACGGCGAUAAUUUUAUUGUGGAUGGAAGUUUGAUCAGUGUUACUGAGCUUUUUUAGCUACAUAUAACAUAGUCCGAACAUUUUUACCGUCCGUGGAUGUUUGACUCACUCGUAUGUAACAUUGGCGGUAGACCGCACUACGUUCAGAGCAACUUCACUUUUUUUAUAGCGUCACUUUUCUUCUUCUUCUUCUUCUUCUUCUUCUUCUUCUUCUUCUUCUUCUUCUUCUUCUUCUUAUUCUGAUGAUGAUGAUUAAUCAGCAAAACUGAGUGUAAUUGUACAAAAUAAUAAUGAUAAUGAUAAUGUCCUUUGUUUACCCUCGGCAGUAUUUAAUAUAGAACUAGUGCUUUUUGGGGCCGAACAAAUACCUGAAAGAAAUGAUUUAAAUUAAAUAUAACAGGAUUAAGAAUCCCAACUGGUAGAAGUCAAACUAGCUGGCUAUUUACAAGCGUGGUCGAUGAGUUGAACGCGGGAAUACUCUAAAAUGAAUUUUCUAUAUCAAGCCCCCUCCGUCUUUUAAGAUCCAUUUUACUAAUUUAUAUAAACCUUGCACUUAUUUGUUGCCCUUCCGACUUCGCCUUCUUUCUUUAGGUCCUCUGUUGCCCGAGUGCCUUGAUAUUCGAAGUAUACCUCCUUCUCGCUUACAGAAUCUUACCGUUGAAUUAAGCGGUGAGUGACAUUUAUAUUGUGGCAGGUUCUUUUAGUUAUUCAUGAUUUUGAAAUUAUGACAAAAGCACUUUGGCAGUUUCUCACCGACUUCUUUGAAUGAAUGCACUAUUGUACGCGAUCUCUCAAAUCCUUCGAUUGCAUGUUAGACGUUUUUCGGAUUAUUAGCAGUAUGCUAGUGGCCUAGCUAGCCUCGUGUAAAACUAAGUGUAAAUAGGGUUUAGUUUGCUACCUUUCUGAGACAUUACAUGUAUAUCACAACUGCCUUUUUUAGUCCGAUACAUACGUCAUUGUGUCAUAGAGGUGAGCUAUGCAAAGCCUAAUUAGCUUCCGUGGGAAAGUAAUCCAAAUUAACGCAAGUAAUUAAGGUUGUGACCUUUAAUAUCGUAUUCCUUGAAAAAAACACACAAAAAAGCAUGUUCUUCCUUUUUGUAGGAGGGCAGGAGUGGAAGCAGCUUGCUGAGAAAUUGGGCUUGGCUCCAGGAGAGAUCCGUUUCCUCGAUAGCCGAGUACUGAACCCGUGCGAAGCCGCUAUUGCGUUUAUUGCUAAACAGCAUUAUAUCACUAUGGGAGAGCUGUACGACAUGAUAAGCGAGUGUGGGUUUCCUGUAACAGCUGAUAUUCUGUAAUCCGGCGAAGUAGGAAGACGCGUUUUAUAGACUGAAAACAGCUGACGGCGGACUAAAAUCUUCGCUGGAUAAAUAAAUGAUAAUAGCCUUACACUUUCUGCCCUUUUGUCCUUAAUUCUUGAAUUCCACAAGCUUGUGGUCUAUAUCUAGCCACUCUGAAAACCCUCGCUCGAGAAACUGAAACACGUCACCUGAUGGGACGAAACAAAGCGUUGCCAGCUCCUUGUUCCGCUAGGCGCUACAGUAGAGCUCAGCUGUAUCCCAGCUGAUAACAACAAUCAUGGUAUUUUCUUCGAUGAUUUAACCCUGUCACUUCAGUUUUUGUUUAUUUCACCACAAAAAAAGGGACAAGAAUAACGGGAAUACACAGAAGCACGGUGGUGAGGAAGCCCAAGAAGACACCAUAAAGCUUAGAGAUAUUGGGCUCCCUCAGAGUAUAAUGGUAGUUUUUACAAGUUAAAUGAACACAAGUAUCAAAGACAUGGUUGAUCGUUGGUCAACCGAAUUGUCUGGGCUAACUCCAUGAAAAACUGCAUGGAUUUCUUUUAACAACUUUGCAGUUAAAGUUAAGUUAGAUUUCUGCUGUAUUAUCUUGAGGCACAUUUAAAAUGGAAACAGUUGUAAUAAGAUUUAUGAUAGAUGAUCCGAGCCAUCGGAUCGUGUCUAACACAUACAUUAAUACAGUACAGAAGUAUAAAGGGAAGUUAUUUUUGUGCAUCGGACAACUUAAAUGGCGCGAUCAAAGCUUGAGAGCGACCACCUCGUUAAUUCAUACAUGUUGUCUCGACUAGAAGUGGUCGUUCAGUCAUAGAGUGAGCUCUUCAAACAGGGACCGCGGAGCAAGGUGAAAAGUGGGAGGGCU